GCGGCACUCGCGGUGAAGUUAGAAGCUGUCAUCUGUAUUUCUCAUUUAAAAAUCACACAAUUGUCCGCUUUAUAGACUAGCCAUCUCUCCUUAACGCAAGUCAGACAAACGCAAAAGACUAGAUGAAACUGUACGUAAGUGAAGGCAAUCCGCAUUGCCUGAAAGUAUUAGCUGCGUUAGAGCUGACUGGAGUACAAUGUGACGUUCACUAUGUCAAUCACGAAGAGAAAAUUAUGCCCUUCCUCAGCCGUCCAGCCCUGCCAGCCUUGCUCCUGCCCAGCGGAACGCACCUCUUCAGCUCCAAUGCUAUCUGCCAGUACAUAUUUGAAGUGACUGGACAGAAAACCACUGCCCUUUGCAAUCAAUGGCUAGAGUGGGAGGCCGUCGAACUCCAGCCUGCACUACUGCGGGCCCUCCACAUGGCAGUGCUACAGGGAAAGGGAGCAGAGGCAUCCAAGUUCCUGCAGCGGCCCCUCAAUUACUUGGACCAAAGUUUGAGCAAGAAGACCACGCCAUAUUUAACUACGGAAGUUAUCUCCGUCGUUGAUGUCAUUCUGUGGGCCGCACUCUAUCCUGUUUUGUCUGACUCCAAUCUAACAUCAGGUGAGCAUAAGUUUGUGCGGGCCUGGUUUGACCACAUGGUUGGGAUUCAGGCCUGCCAGGCUGCAGCUCAGAAACUGUUGAAGGGAAAAGGCCUGGAGGCCAUGAAGAGCUUCAUGCAGAGGCAGCCAGCUCCAGGGAGCAGCAACCACACUGAGAAUGAGGAAGGGGAGCACUUGGUGUCAGAGGAGGAGAUGGAGUCAGCCACCCUUGUGUGGAGUAAAGGACUGGACAGCAGCACAGUGGUCACAGAAAGACAGCACCCAAUAGUACCUCAGGAGGGGAAGCGUAACAUCCUGCUGACCAGCGCCUUGCCUUACGUCAACAACGUCCCCCACCUGGGCAAUAUCAUUGGCUGUGUCCUCAGCGCCGAUGUCUUCGCCAGGUACGCCCGCCUGCGGGGCUGGAACCUGCUAUUUGUGUGCGGCACCGAUGAGUACGGCACGGCCACCGAGAACAAGGCCAGAGAAGAGGGCCUGACGCCGCAGCAGAUCUGUGACAAGUACAACACCAUUCACACCAGCAUCUACAAGUGGUUCCAGAUCGACUUCGACUUCUUUGGCAGAACCACCACCCAGAAACAGACAGAAAUUGCCCAGAACAUUUUCUGGCGUCUGCAUGAGCGAGGCUUCUUGUUGGAGGACACGGUGGAGCAGCUUCGCUGUGAGAACUGCCAGCGUUUCCUGGCCGAUCGCUUCGUAGAGGGCGUCUGUCCCCACUGCGGCUACCUAGAGGCUCGAGGGGACCAGUGUGACAAGUGUGGGCGGCUCAUCAACGCCGUGGAGCUGAGGAACCCCCAGUGCAAAGUCUGCAGUCAGACUCCUGUCAUCCGCUCAUCCAAACAUCUCUUUCUGGACCUUCCCAAGUUGGAGAACCAGUUGGAGCAGUGGUUGGAGAAGUCAACCAAUUCAGGAGACUGGACAUCCAACGCCAAGCAGAUCACCCGGUCUUGGCUACGAGAUGGACUCAAACCACGCUGCAUCACGAGGGACCUUAAGUGGGGGACACCAGUACCUCACCCUGAAUUCACUGACAAGGUGUUCUAUGUGUGGUUUGACGCCCCUAUCGGCUACCUUUCCAUCACGGCCAAUUACACGGACCAGUGGGAGAAGUGGUGGAAGAAUCCAAAGCAAGUAGAGCUCUAUAACUUCAUGGCCAAGGACAAUGUGCCGUUCCACAGCGUAGUGUUCCCCUGCACCCUGCUGGGCGCUCAAGACAACUACACUCUCGUCAACCACCUUGUCGCCACUGAGUACUUGAAUUAUGAGGACACCAAGUUCUCCAAGAGUCGAGGUGUGGGGGUGUUUGGAGAUAUGGCGAAGGACACGGGCAUUCCCUCCGACGUAUGGAGGUUCUACCUGCUCUAUGUUCGUCCUGAAGGCCAGGACUCAGCCUUCUCUUGGGCCGACAUGGCUCUGAAGAACAACUCUGAGCUGCUCAACAACCUGGGCAACUUCAUCAACAGAGCUGGAAUGUUUGUCAGUAAGUUCUUUGAGGGCUGUGUGCCUGCCAUGGAGCUCCUACAGGAGGACAAGAGGCUCCUGGCCCAGGUGGGUUGGGAGCUACGUCAGUACAUCCAGCUCAUGGACAAAGUCAAAAUACGCGAUGCCCUGAAGCACAUCCUUAACAUAUCUCGUCAUGGGAACCAGUAUAUCCAGAUCAAUGAACCCUGGAGGAAGAUCAAGGGAGGAGAAAUGGACAGGCAGCGUGCAGGCACAGUCACUGGCGUGUCAGUGAAUGUCGCUUGCUUACUGUCAGUGAUGCUGUUGCCCUACAUGCCAGCGGUCAGCCAGACCAUUAGAGACCAACUCAAUGCCCCUCCCUCUUGUGUUGCCACCUUGUUGCUGGGCGAAGGCAGUUUUGUAUGUUGCCUGACCUCCGGCCACCGCAUUGGCACUGUCAGCCCGUUGUUUCAGAAGCUUGAGGCAGACCAGAUUGAGACUUUGAAGAAGAGAUUUGGCGGACAGCAGUCUCAGGUGAUAGCCCAGGAGGCUGCUGCCACCACCAAGCCCACUGCUUCACCAGCUGCACCUGCCACUGCGGAGAAGACGACAGUGGAUAGCGCAGACCCCGAGAAAGCCAAGCAGCUCACACAAGCAGUGGCUGAGCAGGGGGGCACGGUGCGUGCGCUAAAGGCCCAGAAGGCAGAGAAGGCGGUAAUCACAGCAGAGGUGGCGAUACUGCUUGACCUGAAGAAACAGCUGACACUAGCAGAGGGGAAGAGUCCCGAGCCCGCACCCCAGAAGGGCAAGAAGAAGUGAAAGAGGGAGAAAAUGUUAAAAAAAAAACCUGACAGGUUAGUCAGAGUGAGGGAAAGGCCAGAAUUAAAAGUUCUAGGUAGCGGUAAGGGGAAGCAGAUGAUACACUAAGAGACGAGGGUAUUAGCUUAAGGCAAAGCCGUGACAGGAUCUAACACAAUGUGGUAUUGGCACUGAGGACUAAUGAAAUGCUGAAUAGGCCGAUGGGGAAAUGAAAACAGACAAAGAGAGUCAAAUGAAUACAGCUACAGAAUGAAGGGAUUUCUCCAAAUCCUCAAACCAAAAGAAACUGAUUUUAUACUCUCGCUAUGUGAUGAAGUCAGCCUGUGACAUUAGCAUUGGAAGGUGUGUUGCAUAUUGAAGGGUUUGUUUUUAUAUCCCUAGCCCAGGGAACAAUUGUUCUUAUGCCAUUUGCUACAACUCUCCAUUUCAGAUCAAGAAAAUAAACUUCUAAAAUUCAAAUUUAAAGUUCUUUCCCCCCCCCCCUAAUUCCCUCAGUAUUUUCCAUGCACAUUUUCACUUGCAUAUAAUUAAUAUAUAAAAAGGAAAGGAAGUGGGGACUAUUAACUGAAAAUUGCCAAUGGUUUCUUUUUAUUGCAAAUUACAUUGAGGAACAGAUUAAAUGCCGUGUUAAAAUACAUGUAUAUGCAAUCGAUAGAAAAGGCCAUGCAAGUUAUCCUAAAUCACAAUUAAUGUGUAACUAUGAGAAAAAUACAUGGAUAGAGUAUGUUUGUAUAUUACAGUAUGAACUGUUACAGUAUAAGUGGAUAUAAUACAAGACGUUAUAAAAAUAGUAAAUCAGGGUAGAACUAUACACAUGGUAAUACUACCACUAAUUUACAUUUUGAUAGAAAAAGGUCAGCAUGGAAAGUAUAGCCGGGUCCUACUUGCCGUAUCUUAAUACAUACACACACACAAGCAAUGGGUUAUUAAAAAAAAAAAAGAAGAAGAAGAAACUGUCAUUUCACACCCGAAAAUCAUUCUCACAUGGUCACACUGCACUGGGCACUUUCAAAUUAUUCCUGAGGUCCUUAACUCUCCACAAAUUGGGGCAAGCAAUAUCUGUUAGCCAGGUUGCAGCCAUUUAAAGGACAAGUAUUAAUUUAUUGCAAAAUGGUAGGAAGGGUUUGAUAGUGAAAUGCACUCUCAACAUUAAAAAACAAUUUCCUCUGUUCUACGUACAAAUUUGCUAAAUGCUCAGAUGCUAAACCUUGCAAUGCUUUUGAUGCAAGUUGACUGUAGGCGUUCAAGAAAACACCAUAACACAUUUCAUCACAUAGCAUUGCAUGAAUCUUCUUCCAACCUUUCCUUUCUUAAUUUCCCUCACAUGCAGUUUCUCUCUUUACAUUUGCCGCAAUGGCACUGCAACUCCUACUCUCUGUGGCUUUCCUUAGCUUGACUUUCAUUUUUCUUUCCUUCAAUCACUGUCUUUUGCCCCUUCUGUCAUUUCAGAUCUAGUUCAUCAAAAAAAAGCUUUGGUUUCAGUCUUCACCAAAAGAAGCAUUACAUCCAACCAUUUUACACCUUUCCCUACCACUGCUUGUUUCAAUUUUAUAGGACCUGUCCUUAUUUUUC
Lampris incognitus (smalleye Pacific opah) is the source of this 4433-nucleotide messenger RNA. It is a transcript of the gene mars1, whose product is annotated as methionyl-tRNA synthetase 1. Gene Ontology annotation, biological process: methionyl-tRNA aminoacylation. Gene Ontology annotation, molecular function: methionine-tRNA ligase activity; ATP binding. Bases 123 to 2861 code for a protein of 912 amino acids. Lineage: Eukaryota; Metazoa; Chordata; Actinopteri; Lampriformes; Lampridae. The record is from RefSeq and is a predicted model, not a curated record. The transcript has 21 exons. Gene Ontology annotation, cellular component: aminoacyl-tRNA synthetase multienzyme complex; cytosol.